Messenger RNA from Varanus komodoensis (Komodo dragon), 5555 nucleotides. It is a transcript of the gene ZFP91, whose product is annotated as ZFP91 zinc finger protein, atypical E3 ubiquitin ligase. The record is from RefSeq and is a predicted model, not a curated record. The coding region runs from base 739 to 2472 and encodes 577 amino acids. The transcript is spliced from 11 exons. Lineage: Eukaryota; Metazoa; Chordata; Lepidosauria; Squamata; Varanidae. Gene Ontology annotation, biological process: regulation of transcription by RNA polymerase II. Gene Ontology annotation, molecular function: transcription coregulator activity. Gene Ontology annotation, cellular component: nucleus.
UUUCACCCGCCACACGACGGUGCUUUUUUUUUCUUAAAGGAGAAGCUACAGUGUUUUUUUUUUUUUAAAUCCCGCCUCCGGGCAUGAAACUCCAGAAAACGCGGACUUUGUGAAAACGGGAGUACAGGCUUUCGGCAGGUACCGGCUAUAUUUUCGUAUCAUUCUUGAAAGCAGAGGGUCGAGGAUACCAGACCGGCCCAAACUACGAAGGGUGGGCGACGACGAUAAUAGGAGGAACGGCUGGGGAGGGGAGAACGGUGUCACCGCGCAGCUCCGAGCAUUCAGCUCGGGUCAGAGUGCGCGGAGGCCUCUUUAACAGCGUACCUUCCUCAGACUAACGGAGGGCAGUUUAACUGGAUGGGUGAGACAUAAACUGUUGAAACGGCUUAGAUCUACGAAACGCGCGCGCCACGGCCAGAAUUCCGACCGCGCGCGCUCGCGUGCGCUCGUUCACGACGACAUUCGCCCAUUGAUUGGCUUGAGGAGAGUCAGCCCGGCUUACUCCUUGGAUUGGUUGGCCUGGUAGAGGGGUGGGUGGGGUGUGUCUUGCAUCUUUCUUCCUGAUUGGCUGGCACGAAGGGAUCUUGCGGCCUGCUUGAACUCCGAACUCAUUCUUGAUUGGCUUCGGGCCCACGCGAGGGAGGGGGUCUGCCGUCCAGAGGCGGGGUGAGCGGCGAACGCUGCUGUCAGGAGCAGGAGGGGGAGCCGCUGUUGGGGCCCCCUCCGCCAACUGCUCUGAUGCCGGGGGCGUCCGAGCAGGCGGAAAGCCAGGAGGAAGAGCCGCCGCAGCAGCAAAAGAAAGAAGAGGGGCCGACUCCGCCUCCCAGUAGCCGCCGCCGUCCCCCGCCCCCUCCCACAGUCACUGUCGAGCAGGGGGAGGAGUCCAGCGGCAGUCGAGUACUCCGUGGGGGCCGGGAGCGCGGACGGGCUGCCGCCGCCGCAGCCGCCGCAGCCGCCGCCGCCUCACGCCGAAGGAAGGCCGAGUACCCUCGACGGCGUCGUAGCAGUCCCGGCGCCCGGCAGAGCCAGGAGCCUGAGGAGAUACCCGGCGCGGAGGCCGAACCGCCAGCAACCGCCGCCCCGCCUGGCGCUGCCUGUCGAAAGGGAACCCCGCGCGGCGCAUAUCUGGAUAAAACUACAGUGAAAGAUCCCAAAGAAGAGACUGAAGAGGAAGAAGUCUCGAAUACUCCUGCUAGUGAAACCCCAGUCAGUACAGCCAGGCCCAGUCGAGGCUGGCGUAGCAACAGGGCAACUGCCGCUGUUCAUCAGUGUGGUGCAGAGAAUUCACGGAGCUCUAGAUCCAGGACUGGGUCCCUGCAGCUCAUCUGCAAGUCAGAACCAAACACAGACCAGCUAGAAUUUGAAGUUACAGAAGAGCAUACAUCUCCAGCUGGAAUCAGUGAUGAAGAAGAAAUGCUCAUCAGUGAAGAAGAGCUUCCCUUCAAAGAUGAUCCAAGAGAUGAAACAUAUAAACCUCAUUUAGACAGGGAUGCGCCAAAGCAAAGAAAAAAAGCUGGGAAGGGAAAAGAAGAAAAAGAGAAACAGAAGGAGAUUAAAGUGGAGGUGGAAGUCAAAGAAGAAAGUGAGUUUCGGGAAGAUGAGGAGCCACCUAGAAAGAGAGGAAGGAGGAGAAAAGAUGACAAGAGCCCACGGCUUCCUAAAAGGAGGAAGAAGCCCCCAAUACAAUAUGUACGCUGUGAGAUGGAAGGAUGUGGCACAGUUCUUGCACACCCUCGUUAUUUACAGCAUCACAUUAAAUAUCAGCAUCUGCUGAAAAAGAAAUAUGUAUGUCCUCACCCAUCUUGUGGGCGACUCUUCCGGCUCCAGAAGCAACUUUUACGGCAUGCCAAACAUCACACAGAUCAAAGGGAUUAUAUCUGUGAAUACUGUGCUCGUGCUUUUAAGAGUUCCCACAAUCUAGCAGUUCACCGAAUGAUCCACACAGGCGAAAAGCCAUUACAAUGUGAGAUCUGUGGAUUUACUUGCCGGCAGAAGGCCUCAUUGAACUGGCACAUGAAAAAACAUGAUGCAGAUACCUUUUACCAGUUCUCAUGCAAUAUCUGUGGAAAGAAGUUUGAGAAAAAAGACAGUGUUGUGGCACAUAAGGCCAAGAGUCACCCAGAAGUUCUUAUUGCUGAAGCACUGGCAGCCAAUGCAGGCGCCCUCAUCACCAGCACUGACAUCUUGGGCUCUAAUCCAGAGUCCAUUGUCCAGCCCACUGAUGGCCAGGGCCUUCCCCUUCUUCCAGAUCCUCUUGGGAAUACCACUCCUGGAGAGUGCCUAUUGCUGAACCCUGAUGGGAUGCCCAAGGCUUAUUGCAGUGGGGGUGACCGGGUCAAUCUGAUGGCUGACGAGAAGAUCUUUGUUGGCAGUGCUAGUGGUGAAAAUACAGAAGGACUGGUCAUGAACACGGAGAUCCUUGGAGCUACCACUGAAGUUCUAAUUGAAGAUUCUGAUUCUACAGGACCUUAGUUGGGAGAGGAGCACAUCUGUGUUGGGAGAACUUGAAUUUGUAUUUAAAAGAAUAAAUGGGGGGAAGAAACUUAUUCAACACUGAAAAACUAAAAAUUUAAAUUACUAGUCAAAUAACUAAAGGGCCUGCUCCUCCUCUGCCCCUUCUCACCCUCACCUUCCUACCCACCCCCAGUGGAUCACUACACAUGCUUUCACAGUUCCCUUUUUGGAGAGGAAUGUUGCCUUUACACAGAGAUUGACAAAGCAAAAGAAUUCUUGCAAUGCAGUGAAGGGAAGCAGCCAGAGCCUAUCCCACUUCCCACCCUGUCAAAGUAAGCAAACUUCCUGCUUCUUGACCAUGUUGCAGGACUGAAGGUGUUUGUACUCUGGACCACUAUCUCAUUCUUGGAACUCUCCUUUGCUCCUGCAGUUGCAUCAUCCUGUUCUAUGCAUUAUUAAAUUCAAAAUCUUGCAGGCUCUUAUUUCUUUUCAGAGCUUGGGAAUAAUAACUUGGCACUUUAGAACUCCUCAGCAGGAUGAGCUGUAAAACAGCAUCUAUUCCUUAUUUUUCUCAUCUUUUCUCUCCACCUCUUUAAGAAAGAGAGGGGGUACUGGCACUCUGGUGCUCACUUUUUAAAAGAGGGGUGCCAUCCUUUUGUACAGUUGCUCUGGCUGCAAUAGUCCUGUGUGGGAGAGGCAAUGAGAAUGGGUGUUAGGCUUGUAAAAGAAAACUUGCACUUUGAACAUGUCUUGUUUAAGUUGUGAUAACAAAUUCCUUAUUUAUUUGUGUUUUUUUAAAGAUCUGUUUUAGUUGCUGUCUAGGGAGGAUUUUCUUUUAAAAGUGAAAAUCCUUUGUAAAGGAUACAAAGCAGAAGCAGCCUCUUCAGCAAACAAUGUUUAGGAACUGACCCUCAUUCUAAGUGAAAGAAACGCUAGUGAAACAGCACCCCUUCUAGAGAGCAGUGAAGCUCCCAUUUGCUUUUGUUGCUACGGGGAAGGUUUUUUUGGUUUUGUUUUUUUGGUCAGGGAGAGAUGGUCACUUCAGAGAUUUGAGCUGCUGCAGUCAUUAUCUCCCUAUGUUAGGUUGCAUUGUUACUUCUGCCUUUCUCUCUAGCUUUGAUGGGCCAAUGCCAUUAGCAGCAACAUACGCUUGUCCUCAAGUUAUAUUGCUAAAUAGCUUGACGGCUCAUCCUCUAAUACAUGCUGCUGCUUAGACACUUUGAUUCAGUCCUUAAAACACAUUUAGAGGCAAAAUAGUAUCUUGUAAACUUGAAAUUUGGCAGUUUAGGUAUCACUCAAGGGUAAAACUUGUCUAGUAUUUUCUGAAAAACUUAAAGCAACUAUGAUAACCUCAGAUAUUUAUUUAGGACAUAAUUUGCAUAAGUUCUUGACUAUUAACUGAGAGCUUGUGAUGGCACAGUAUCUUGGUGAUAAGUCUUCUUAUUUAGUGACCUAAUAUAUUCAUAGGAACAAGGACUGAGUUGAGGAAUUCUCUUGGGCAUGAUCAUAAAUGUUAACUUGUGUUGGAGCAGUGCAUGUUCUUACAUCUUUUAGUCUAGAGCUCUUUCAUAGUUUUAAGCCCUGCUGUGCAACACUCACUAGCAUGAACUGAUCUUAUUCCCAGCCUCCUCCUUUUAUAGUUUUGAUUCUCUAGAAAAGUCUAAACACCAUUCCUUUGCUCAGAAGAAAAUUAAGCACAAACAGAGUGUAAGAUUAAAUAGUCUACCAGAAGUUUUAAUCCACAUCACAUGCAAUAUACAAUUAGUGCGCUGCAUGUAAUAUAGGAUCUGUAUGCUGUAUAGGCUCAACACUGUUUUGGGAUUAAGGCUGGCACAAGAAAGGAGAUUGCAAUGGAAGGCAUGUUCUGUGUACUGCUGAGGAGGCUGCCCCUCUGUCUUGACUACAAUAUAGUGUAUUUCCCUGCUCUACCACUAAAGAUUCUUUUUCAGCAUUGAAGGGACUUAUAAUUUUCUAGGAAAGAGAGGCUGUAGGUAGGUAGUUGGCAAUCUACUUGAACUUCCUUCCCAGCCUGAGUUACCCAUCAGCCUCUUGCCUGCCUUUCCUAGACAGCUCUGUUGGUCUCCUUUCCCCCCUCUUUGUGGUAUGUGUAUACAGUUUUAUAAAAGUAACAUUGUUUUGCAUUUAACCAGGACAGUCUCUUGCACUCUGGGGUGGAUAAUCUUUGGUUUGGAUUUAUGAACUGAAAUCAUUUGUCUUGACACAGUGUUCCUGCUGCUUCCCUUUAAAGUCUCCCACCAUAAGCAUGCAAUUUUGCUUCAAUCAGUUAUUAUAGUAGUUGCAAUAAACUAUUUCUUCUAGUAAGCUUUUUUCCAUGGGAAAGAAAGCAUGGUGCUGGGAGCUGAAGCUAUAUAAUCUCCUUCCCUCUGUAAUAUGGGAUAGUUUACAGUAACUAAUUUGACAUUGACCCACUCCAUAUGCAGUUCCAUAGGUUUGUCCUACCUGUAAACUCUGCCUCUGUAAGCAUUGGAUCCCCUUCCUGUUAAUGCAAUGGAUGAUGUGUAUCUCUUCUUCAGGAGCUGGCACAAACUUCUUUCCUAGUCAUAUAAGAAUGGAUUCUCUUUUCAGCAUUUUAUCUGAACAUUGAUAGAAGACAACUGAUGAGAACAGGAAGCUCAGGAGUUUAUCAAGGACUAAUGUAUUUAAUGUAUGAGAAAUUGUCUGUCUGCUUCACAUAGUCUCUGAAAAACAGCACAAAGCUGCAACCAUAAUGGGGUGGGGGAACAACUGUUAGAUCCCUGGAGAAGCUUUCCAAAGUGAUAGUGAAGAGCUGGGGGAACUGCACUAGAAUUGUGAAUCCUACAAAGGAGGGGAAAGGAUUUGCGAUACUUAGCAGAACUACCUGAAGUAGUAGCCACUGGGUGGCAACAGAGCUGUGUUGCAUUCUGGCACACCCCUAUUUUUUAGUGUUAAGCGAAGGGAUGGUUGAGUUGACAAGUCUUUGAUUGCUUAAAAGCCUUGUUGCAUAUAAAAUUUCCCCCAAGUGAUGGUGGGGAUUUGGGGCAGGGUGCCAGGGGGAGGGGCAGUGAUCCAUGUUGAUAAAGGGUUGUGUAUUCAAAAGUAAAUAAAACAAUAAAAAGGGA